This is a messenger RNA of Pomacea canaliculata, 3891 nucleotides long. Its product is annotated as synaptosomal-associated protein 47-like. Bases 607 to 1917 code for a protein of 436 amino acids. Gene Ontology annotation, biological process: synaptic vesicle fusion to presynaptic active zone membrane; exocytosis; synaptic vesicle priming. The transcript has 4 exons. Gene Ontology annotation, molecular function: SNAP receptor activity; syntaxin binding. Gene Ontology annotation, cellular component: SNARE complex; plasma membrane. The record is from RefSeq and is a predicted model, not a curated record. Lineage: Eukaryota; Metazoa; Mollusca; Gastropoda; Architaenioglossa; Ampullariidae.
AGGUUAUAGACCUUGAUAAGGGCAAGGUGAAGUGACUUUCAUUUUAGAUUUGAUAUAACACUCUUGAUUGUGUUGCCGUGAGAGAUAGUCGUAGAUUGUAUGACAGUUUUUAUGUUUAUUAUUUUAGGCGUUUCUGUGUUCUUUCCAUGGAUUUUUGCGCGCCGUUUCUGUGUUAAACAGAGCACGAACGUCCGUGGUCAGAGCAACAAGGCCAGCGACUGCAAGUCUUCUGUGGGCUAGGAGCAUUAUCUCCCUUCAGAAGUGUUCGACAUCUACUUGUUUCAGCCACUUACUGUACAAAAACAGAGACGUUUUUACGUUUCUUUCAUCAAUACAUAAGAGACUAUGUUAGUAGUAGACUACAUUUUAUAAUGUAUUGCAAAUACGGCAGUGUAACUGUAAAAGUAGUGGAGUCCUUCGUGAAAGGGUCAGUUCCAGAGAAAACAUGACAACAAGCUGUGUUGUUGGCAGGUGAAAUCUUGGGGCACAAAUUUCGGACACGCAGCUGACUAGUUUCCCUUUGUGUCCAUUGCACAUGCCGCUAGAGCUCAUAUAAAGAAUGAAGAAAAUGGUAAUCAAAGACAGGCAAUAAUCUCUUUAAUCAAGAUGAGUUGGAACAUCCGAAACUGGCGUGUCAGUUACUAUGACAAUAAUCAGCAAAAAUGGAUCUAUGGAAGAUUGUCCUGCUUGUCUUCUGGUGUCUCAUUCAUACCAGCACUUAAUGACAGUGAUGGUGUAGACAGUACCAGUGGCAAUGAUGGUGCUGAAGACUCUGCAACAAACAAGACUUUAUAUAUUGAGUAUGCAGAAAUUACCAGUGUGAAAAAAACCACAUCAAUGCUUCUUUUCCCAGCAGUUGUGGUAGAGACCAGAGGUGGCAUUGCUUACUGGUUUUCUUCCUUGCCAGACCAGCAUAGUGUGUACAGCAUGAUUCACCAUUUUUCACAUAACAGUUUAUUUAACUAUGAAAACAAAGAGAGAGUGACUUUGGAGCCAUCAGCUAAAACACUUACUGGCCAGAAGCUCCUAAAGAGUCUGGAAGAUUCUGAACAUACGCUGGCAGCUGCUGCAGAAGAUUUGUGGGGUCAAGGGAGGAAACUCGCAAGAUCAGCAGUUUUGAUGCAGGAAAUGCACGAAGAUCUUGAUGUGGCUAAUCGUCUCUUAACUAGCCUCGAUGCAUGGCUUGGACAGUGGCAACUUCCACCUCAAUACAGACAGGUUGAUCCAGUGAGGAUAAUGAAAGGAGAUGUCCUGGAAGAUCAAGAUCAAGAAGUAUUGUACUCAGAACUGCACAAGGACCUAUGGCGACCACAACGGGUGUGCAUCUUACGUACAUCUGACAGUUGUCUCACUUUCUUGGAUCAGCACCAACGUAAAAUCCAAGCAGUAACAUGGGUAGAGCUGUCUCGAGUCUUUGUGGUCAGCCCAUGGGAGGUGGUCCUGACAAAGCAUGUUGCUGGUCGGGCUAGUGUGAAUGUGUCAUUGGUCAGUGCUUCUCUGCUGCCGUUCCUUCAACUGAUACAGAAGCGGGUACCUCACCUUAUGGACUAUCAGACACCGCCAUCACCAGCUCACCCAACGAAGGGUGUUCUGAAAGAAACCAGGUCACAGGAAAAAGAUUUGUCACCUAAGAUGUCACAAUCAGUCAGUCAUGGCAAAGGUGUUUUAAAAGAGGUCGACUGUAAGACUGGAUCACUGGGUGAUGUUGAAAAACUGCAGAAUCAGAAACAGGAAGUUGUGAGUGAUGCUGAGAUACAGGUUUUGUCUAGCCGAUUAGGGGUCCUGAAGUCUCUUGCAACUGCUGUAGGAGAGGAGAUGACCACACAAAAUGAGGCACUUGAUGACUUGAUUUCAACAGUGGAUCGAGCAGAUAUGCGUGUUCAAGAUGCAAAUAGACGCAUGCAAAGAAUGACAUAAUUCAGUAAAGUAAAUCUACAUGGUAGGGAUCACUGCUAGUUCAAAGGCUAUGUUUAAAGCACUGGACUGGUAUGUCUUUAAAGUUGUGAUAAAAGCAUAGCCAUCCAAUCUCUUAAAUAAUAAUAAUAGUUUUUGGGACAGAGAAGUUUCUCAAGCAGAAUGAGAGAUGACUAUUCUAUUCCUAAAAGAUGUUUUUUUGCUUUUUCACCUGCAUGUGUGUUGAUCAAGUCGAUACAUAUUGUUGAUUCUGUGGCUAUGUUUUGCAAACUGCUAAACUCAUUUGAGGUGUGUGAGAGAAACAUAGGUAUCAGUAAUAUCUCUUUUAAAGUAUUAUAAUAAAGAAGCAUUUUGGUUUAGAAGACACUUUGCAUAGUGGUGUUGGCUGAAUCAUUUAGGUUCAUUCAUGAUUAACAUUCAGCCUCAGUUAGUGAACAAUGUGGAGAAAUCGAUGAUGAUGGUUUGUAUGUCAGGAACAGAUGAACUUGAGUAUGUUUACCUUAGUAUUAUGGCCCUGAACUAGUUGGGGCUAUUACUGAUGUUGGUGACUUGAGUUUUAGAAGUUAAAAAUGUGAUAUAAUACUUCAAGCUGAAAACACUUUCUAAAAUAUGCAUAUCAGUGGUUUUUAAUUUAUCUUCAUGGAACACUAUUGUUGAUGGAACAUGAGAACCACCUCAAAACUGAUACACAUAAAAAAUAUGCUGUGGCCUCUUUUGGCUUGAAGACAACAAUACUAUUAUGACCACAGCAUACAUACACACAAUACAUAAGCAGAUACAUAUCUUUGGGUGUACAAAGGUGCCCCCUAAUUUUAGGGAAAAAAUACUCAUCUCCACCCUAAAAUAAUGAAAUGUGCUUACAAUAUUAACUUAGAUGUGACCCAUCAAGUUUUGUGCUCAGAAGAGUUGGCAUUAGUUACUUCUGUUCUAACAGAAGUGCAAGACAAAGAGGUUUAGUAAAAGUCUUUAGAUUAAGACAUUUUCCCUAGGUAAAGAAAAACAUGCUCCUGAAGUUAUGUAAAUUAGGCUCUGACUUCAACAACAUUAACUGGAAAUUGCACUCAGCUUCAAAUAAAUAUAAAAUCACUCUAAAUUGGGGAGAACAAUUUCUCCAGGUGACAGUGUACUAUGUGGACAACAGCGUUGUUGAAAAUGCAAUAGAUUGUGUGUCAUGUAGACAAAGUGCUAUGUGUUGCUAAAGUGCAAUAGCUAAAGAACUUUGGGUGGCAAAGUAUAAUGGCUGUAGUGCCUUGUAAAGCACCUAGCCAAAAAAAGUUUUAAGUUGGGCAAACAUCGCUACUUACAAAGCUUUGCACAGCUGUUUACAUAUUAGUUUUAACCAGCACCGUACAAUAGUGAUACGACAUCACUGAAUUUUAUUUAUGUAUAUACAUUGCAUAUCAAAAGCCAUUGAGUUACAUGGCAUGCAUGUUUGGUUUUAUUUUCUCUGUAAAGAUUGGGCUGCUGUGUGUUCAUCCUGCUGAACUUUACAUUAUUCAGGCAUGUAAUAAUAGUGCAAUUUACAUUCUAAUUAGUUUCCACAUUUAAAUUUCAACAAGUAAAUGAGCUUCCAGCAUGUCCAUUGCUUUUUGUUAGUCCUCUUUCAAACAAUAUUGUCAUUUCAUGAGAUAGUGAUGCAACUGAUGAUAGCACUGAGGUUUGUUAUUUGCAUGAUGCAAGAAAUAUUUACUCAUCUUGACUGUAGAUUGUCAGAGUUUACGAAGGCUUUCUCUUUCUUUUCUGUGGUAGAUGUACAGGCGCCAAAAUAUUUACUAUCAACUGGAUUGCAGGCAAGCACAGUGAAUGUAUACUAAUAGCCAGUUUGUUUAUCCAGUCAGCUUUGUUCACUCUGUCGUGAUGUCAGUUCUGUUCAGAAGCCAGGGCAAGGAAUUGUGAUCUGCUUGUCAUGCCACAUUAUACUUACUGUUUAAUUAAUUAUUUUAUCCUACUAGGUAUUAAACUGUUAUUUGUAAACAA